This is a messenger RNA of Zygotorulaspora mrakii, 1455 nucleotides long. RefSeq names its product bifunctional anthranilate synthase/indole-3-glycerol-phosphate synthase (gene TRP3). Lineage: Eukaryota; Fungi; Ascomycota; Saccharomycetes; Saccharomycetales; Saccharomycetaceae. The record is from RefSeq and is a predicted model, not a curated record. Gene Ontology annotation, cellular component: cytosol. Gene Ontology annotation, molecular function: indole-3-glycerol-phosphate synthase activity. Gene Ontology annotation, biological process: L-tryptophan biosynthetic process. The transcript has a single exon. Bases 1 to 1455 code for a protein of 484 amino acids.
AUGAAUCCGAAGAAAGUUAUAAUCAUCGACAACUACGAUUCCUUCACAUGGAAUAUCUAUGAGUACUUAUGCCAAGAAGGCGCGAAUGUGGAUGUGUACCGCAACGAUAAAAUCAGUGUGGAUGAAAUUGAAGCAUUAAAUCCUGACAUUCUGCUCAUCUCGCCAGGCCCCGGACAUCCAAAAACGGACUCUGGUAUCUCGAGAGACUGCAUCAAGUAUUUCAUUGGAAAAAUACCAGUUUUUGGGAUUUGCAUGGGCCAGCAAUGUAUGUUUGACGUUUUUGGUGGUGACGUUGCGUAUGCAGGUGAGAUCGUCCAUGGUAAGACGUCGUCGAUAUUCCAUGAUAACAAAGGUGUUUUUAGAAAUAUUCCUCAAGGUGUAUCGGUAACGAGAUACCACUCACUGGCUGGCCUUGAAAAAUCUUUACCUGAAGAGCUAGAAGUAACUGCAACAACUGAGAACGGCGUCAUAAUGGGUGUCAGACACAAAAAAUACACUGUUGAGGGCGUGCAAUUUCAUCCGGAAUCAAUCUUAACGGAGGAAGGCCAUCUAAUGAUUAGAAACAUUUUGAGCACCUCUGGUGGCACCUGGGAGGAAAACAGCAAGAAUCUCAAAAGCAUGAACGCUAAAGGGUCAAUUUUGGAUAAAAUCUACCAACAACGUCAGAAGGACGUAAAAGAACAAUCCAGCAUACCGGGCUUUACCCUAAAAGAUCUGCAGGUAAACUUUGAUUUGGGAUUGGCACCAACUAUUUUAGAUUUUUAUCAACGUGUGAAAGCAUCGCCUGGUAAAGGUGCUGUGCUGGCGGAGGUCAAACGUGCGUCUCCAUCGAAGGGUGACAUUUUCUUGGACGCCGUUGCUGCCGAGCAAGCAUUAAAGUAUGCAAGGGCUGGUGCCUGCGCAAUUUCAGUUUUAACGGAACCACACUGGUUCAAGGGCUCUAUACAAGAUUUAGUCAAUGUAAGAAGAGCGCUAGAUUUGGAAUAUUCUUCAGACUCAUCGAAAAGACCUUGUGUUCUGAGAAAAGAGUUCAUAUUUAACAAAUACCAAAUACUUGAGGCCAGAUUGGCGGGUGCAGAUACCGUUUUACUAAUCGUGAAGAUGCUGGAUGAUAAACUAUUGAAGGAGUUGUAUCAGUACGCGAAAAAUGACCUCAAAAUGGAGCCUUUAGUCGAGAUUAGCUCGAAGGAAGAGCUGAAACGCGCUAUCACAAUAGAUGCCAAAGUAAUUGGAGUCAAUAAUAGAGACUUACACUCAUUCAAUGUAGAUUUGAGCACUACAAGCAAUUUGGUAUCGUUAAUUCCAGAUGGUACUUUAUUGAUCGCUUUAUCUGGUAUCACUACUGCCCAAGAUGCUCAGUCUUAUAAGGAGGAGGGUGUGCGCGGAUUCUUAGUUGGAGAAGCACUAAUGAAAUCUGCAGAUGUCAAAUCUUUUAUUGAGGAUCUUUGUGCUUAG